AUGUCUUCCGUGAAAAUUCGCGACUCCGCAUUAAACUCCAUCAAACGCUAUUUGCAAUCCAGCAAAGUGGAUGCACUUUCGGUCGAUACCGAAGUAAUUACAACAUAUUUGCAAUUGCUAGAAGAGCAAUGGACUCGCUUUUGUGAUGCACAACAAGAAUUAACAUGUGGGGACGAGAACGUUUCCUUAGAGGAGCAAUCACGCAUACAAGGAGAGGAGUGGUAUAGCACCGCUAAAGCUAACAUGAAACGUCUACGCGCAGCUCAAAGGCAGACACCGCAACGAAGUACUGCUCCAGAAUCACCUGUUCCUGUACCUCUACCUAAACUGCAACUGCCGUUAUUUGGCGGUGAUCCUACGCAAUGGCUUCCAUUUCACGACGCCUUUUGCUCUCUCAUUCAUACGAACGCAAAUUUGUCGAACGGACAAAAGUUACAUUAUCUACGUAACUGCUUGAAUGGAGAAGCAUUGGACUUGGUGAGUAGCUUAGCGGUAUGUGAUAGCAACUACGCUGAAGCAUGGGACUUAUUGACCGCGAGGUACAAGGUCAUGAGAGUCAUAGUGGACAGCCACAUCAAAGCGCUCAUGUCAGUCGGGAUCGCAGCUAAAGACAACGCUAAGGCCAUAAAACAAGUGCUAAAUUCAAUACUUCAGCACGUUGGUGCGUUACGUGCACUCGGGCGACCAGUCGAAUUUUGGGACGACUGGCUCAUUCACUUAACCGUUUCGAAGCUAUCUUACGAAACUCGCAAACAUUGGGAGUUAUCAAUCUUGCUAGAUGACUUGCCAUCUUUCUCCGCUCUUCGAGAAUUCCUCGAAAACCGCGCACGAUCAUUGGAAAUGGUGCCGUCAGUCAGCACUACCGCAAAGACAACAACAAAGAAUGUCUUUCAUACCGCAUUCACGCAACCAGAAAUACACGUUCCUACAUCAACUGCUACCAAGGUGUCGAAUUGUGUUUAUUGUAACGAAGAGCAUAGAAUCUAUUCAUGCUCGCAGUUCAGCCAAUUGGAUCCCAAAGGUAGACUAUCCGCUAUCAAGAAGUUAGGAACCUGUAUAAACUGCCUCAGUAAAGGACAUAUGUUGACAAGAUGCCGCAGCACAUCUUCGUGUCGAAUAUGUCAACGCCGCCAUCAUACCUUACUUCACGCAAGCUUCAUCAAUCAACCCGCAACAUCCGAGAGCACCGCAAAUGAACAUUUUAAUGUAACCGCACACCACGCAAACGCUGAUCGCGUCAUCUUACUGCCAACCGCAGAAAUUAUGAUACAAGAUUUCGCCGGUCGAUGGCAACCCGCUCGCGCACUCCUCGAUAAUGGUUCACAUGCAUCAUUCAUCACCGAGGCUUGCAUCCAACGCCUUCGCCUUCCCAGAUCGCCUUCAUCCGCUUAUGUCACUGGGAUUGGCUCACUACAAGGAGGUCGUACAAAGGGUGAGGUAACGCUUAAUAUAUCCCCUCGAACCCUUAAGACACAAUUUCAAGUAAGUACGCUUAUCUUACCGAAAAUCACUAACGAUCUUCCAACCGCUUCUCUACCGAGAUCCGCAUGGCCGCAUAUUACCGAUUUACCGCUAGCCGAUUGGAACUACUCCGACCCCGGUCCAAUCGACAUUCUUAUUGGAAUGGACACAAUGGACAAAUUUCUACUAAGUGGACUCCGCAAGGGUGAACGGGGUACUCCAAUGGCACAAAACACUGUAUUCGGAUGGGUACUAUUUGGCAAUGCAACUAAUUCGCAGAACCCACCUUUAAAGGUUACAACUUUACAUUCCGAUACUCAUUUAAAUCAACUUAUCAGCAAGUUUUGGGAACUUGAAGAGUUACCCACUCGUAAGUUCUAUUCACCUGAAGAAUCUCUUUGUGAGAAAUUAUUCUAUGAAACAACGCAACGUGCACCGGAUGGUCGCUUCAUCGUUCGUCUACCAUUCAAGAAAAACCUAUUGAUUGGUGAAUCACGACAAGCCGCAGUUCGAGCACUCCUCCGCAUGGAGAAAAGAUUCGCCGCAAACAAACAACUUCUUGAGGAGUACACAGAUUUUAUGGAAGAACUAAUCUCUAUGGGACACAUGGAAUUGGCUGAGACGACAACGGACAAAAUGUAUUACAUGCCGCAUCACGCGGUGGUAAAGGAGACAAGUCAAACAACGAAACUACGAGUCGUUUUCAACGCAUCCAUGAAAUCUACAUCUGGAAACUCAUUAAACGACGCUCUCAUGGUUGGUCCGCAGUUACAACAAGAUCUCUUUUCCAUUCUCGUUCGCUUUCGUACACACCGCUUUGGAAUCAUAGCCGAUAUUGAGAAAAUGUACCGGCAGGUUUACGUCGCUAAAGAAGACACCGAUUAUCAACGCAUAGUCUGGCGUUCAAAUCCCGCAGAACCAGUACGUGAUUAUCGACUCGUCAGAGUCACGUAUGGAAUCGCUUCCGCAUCGCACCUCGCAAUAAAGUCAUUACAUCAAGCUGCUAUCAACGCAUCCAAUGCAAGCAAAGAGGUUAUAGAAGUCAUAAAAUCAGACUUCUAUAUGGACGACCUACUCACUGGUGCAGACACCUUUCACGAUCUCGCUUCACUUCAAAAAGACGUUUCCAACGCUCUCUCUGAAAGUGGUUUCGAACUCCGCAAAUGGGCAACAAAUUGUCAACGCGUGAAACAAUUAAUACCUCACGCAUCUAAACAAAUUUCGCAUCUCCUAGCCGAUGGAGAUCAAAUCCGCACACUUGGUACAAUUUGGCAUACCAAUCACGAUUGCCUCUCUAUAGCAGUAAACAAUGAUGAAUUACCCAACGCACUUACAAAACGCACGUUUCUCUCUGACUCAAGCAAGGUAUUUGAUCCACUGGGUCUGAUCGCACCUUGUACAAUCCGCUCUAAAAUUUGGUUGCAAACACUUUGGCGCUCAAACGUGGACUGGGACGAACCGGUUCCUUCCGAAGUCGCCAAGGAUUGGUUAGCGCAUCACCGUGAAUUACCGCAACUAUCUUCAAUUAAAUUAAACCGCUGGUUGGGAACUAGUAAAACUUCCCAUACUGAAUUUCAUAUUUUUACCGACGCUUCAGAAGUCGCAUACGCAGCUGCUUUAUAUUGCCGUACGCAAUCUUCGGAUGGUACGUUUAAGGUCGUAUUAGUAGCAGCAAAAACGAGAGUAGCACCUCUGAAAACUACUUCGUUACCGCGCCUCGAGCUUUGUGCAGCUCAUUUAGGGGCAAAAUUACUACAACAAGUUCAAUUUAGUUUGAACUACACUAUCGAUAAAUUAUACGCAUGGACUGACUCUAUGGUUACUCUAGCUUGGUUAUAA
This is a messenger RNA of Zeugodacus cucurbitae (melon fly), 3300 nucleotides long. RefSeq lists its product as uncharacterized. Gene Ontology annotation, biological process: proteolysis. The coding region runs from base 1 to 3300 and encodes 1099 amino acids. The transcript has a single exon. NCBI's taxonomy places the organism in Eukaryota, Metazoa, Arthropoda, Insecta, Diptera, Tephritidae. The record is from RefSeq and is a predicted model, not a curated record. Gene Ontology annotation, molecular function: aspartic-type endopeptidase activity.